Molecule: messenger RNA, 1677 nt
Organism: Eimeria necatrix
Lineage: Eukaryota; Apicomplexa; Conoidasida; Eucoccidiorida; Eimeriidae
Exons: 5
Coding region: 1-1677 (558 amino acids)
Biological process (GO): regulation of transcription by RNA polymerase II
Cellular component (GO): SWI/SNF complex; nucleus
Molecular function (GO): transcription coregulator activity
Source: RefSeq, a predicted model, not a curated record
AUGAGCACACUGAAGAGCGUGGGGGGGUGCCCACAGGGGCCCCCUCUGCGGCGGCACAAGGGCGAGGAGCAGCAGCAGCAGCAGCGGCAGCAGCAGCAGCAGCAGCAGCGGCAGCAGCAGCAGCAGGUGCGAGAGGCAGUCUUUGCCGCGCUGCCUCAGUUGGUGGCGUUUCUUUGUGCCUUUGCAGCAGCUGCAGCAGCUGCAGCAGCUGCAGCAGCUGCUCUUGCUCUUCAGUCUCAGGGGCCUCCAGCAGCAGACACCGUUGCUGCUGCUGUUGCUGCUGCUGCACUUGUUGGAGCUAGUGGGCCCCGCUGGGCCUUGAAAGGCGUUUACGAGGUGCAGCUGCAGCAGCAGCAGCAGCAGCAGCAGCAGCACCGCAGCAGCAGCACUGCUUUGCAAGCUAUUCUUCUUGUGUCUUCCCUACUUAUCCUCUGGGGGGCCUCCGCUGCUAUCGCAGCAGCAAUAACAACAGGCUUACGCUGCUGCGCGCUGCAGCUGCAAAGCAGCGCUGAGCAGCAGCAGCAGCAGCAGCAGCAGCAGCAGCAGCAGCAGCAGCAACUGCAGCAGCAGCAGCAGCGAAACGCCGCUUCUGAAGAUACAGCUGCACACGUAGCAGCAGCUCCCAAACCCACCUCAGUGGGGGCCCCUCUGGGGGCCCCACUGGAGGCCCCUCUGGGGGCCCCCUUGGGGGCCCCUGUGGGGGCCCCCUUGGGGGCCCCUCUGGGGGCCCCCUUGGGGGCCCCUGUGGGGGCCCCCUUGGGGGCCCCUGUGGGGGCCCCUGUGUGCUGCGCGUGUUGCGGGUUUGUGGCUUUGAAGUGGGACGUGCGGAGCAGCAAAGAAAGCGAAGAGGCCCUCAAAAGCCUCCAGGGGUUUAUUGGGGGGCCCCUGGGGGGCCCCCUGGGGGGCCCCCUGGGGGGCCCCCUGGGGGCCCCCCGGCUGCACGCGGUUGUGUGUGGGGCGGGAGCAGUGGAGCGCGAGGCCUUCCUUUCCGAGGCCAACGAAGAAUUUGCAGUUAAUUUCUUUGGGGCCCUCAGGGUGGCGCAUGCGCUGCUGCCGCUGCUGCGGGGAGAUAGCUUGACCGGCUCUGCUGCUGCUGCUGCUGCUGCUGCUGCUGAAGGGGCAGCGCCAGCAGCAGCAGCAGCUGCAGCCGCAGCAGCAGCAACUGGAGGUUCCCCGGGGGUCAGCAGCGUGCUGCUGGACUGUCUGUCUUCUUUCUUUGGCAUUUCUUUUUCUCUGCCGAGCCGCAUUAUCUUUAUCACUUCUGCUGUUGCUGCUGCUGCUCCCCCGGGGCAGGCCAUCUACGCAGCAACAAAAGCAGCAGCAGCAGCAGCAGCAACGGGACUCAGCAGCGAGCUCCGCGGCACCAAUGUCCGCGUUGUUUGCGUAGCACCAGGCGCAGCAGCUACAGCCCUCUUCUCGCGGAAGCCAUUUGCUGCCAAAAGCCAAAGGCCUCAAGGGGCUGUGCAGCAGCAAGUGCUUGACAGCCAAAGCGCAGCAGCAGCAGCAGCAGCAGCAGCAGCAGCAGUGGGAGAAGCAGCGCUGCGCCGGCAGUGGGGCCACUUCAGCAGAAACAGCGGCUUGGGUAGCAACUGCAGCAACAGCAUCAAGGAUAAUCCUAUGCAGCAGCAACAGCAGCAACAGCAGCAGCAGCAGCAGCAGCAGCAACAGCAGCAGUAA